Zasmidium cellare ATCC 36951 is the source of this 1440-nucleotide messenger RNA. RefSeq lists its product as uncharacterized. Gene Ontology annotation, biological process: transmembrane transport. The record is from RefSeq and is a predicted model, not a curated record. NCBI's taxonomy places the organism in Eukaryota, Fungi, Ascomycota, Dothideomycetes, Mycosphaerellales, Mycosphaerellaceae. The transcript is spliced from 2 exons. The coding region runs from base 1 to 1440 and encodes 479 amino acids. Gene Ontology annotation, molecular function: transmembrane transporter activity.
AUGACGGCAACGCCAACCUCAAUACCAGACGAAGAGAAAGAUGUCGGCACCAUCUCAUCACCCUCCCCUCCCUCACCGCCCUUCACAAGCCCAUACGACUGGCCUCUCACCCGCAAAAUCGCCAUCGCCCUCAUCGUCUCCCUCGGCCAACUCGUAACCCUCAUGUCCGCCUCCAUGAUGGCGCCCGCCCUCCCCACCAUCGGUCGAGACCUCCACAUGGGCUCGACCGAAAUCCAAAUCUCCUUCUCGAUCUACCUCCUCGGUCUCGCGUUUGGACCAUUCCUGAUCGGGCCGGCGAGUGAGAUGUUUGGCAGGAAGUCGGUGUGGACCUGCUGUAAUCUGUGGUAUAUCUUUUGGAAUGCGAUUUGUCCCGUGGGGAAGUCGGCGGCGGUGAUGGUUGUUGGGAGGCUUUUGGCGGGCGCUGGGGCGAGUUGUGGGACUACGAUGACUGGGCCUAUUGUGGCUGAUAUGUUCACGAGAGAGAACCGCGGCAAGUCCAUUGCUUUGGCGACUGUAUUUCCCUACCUGGGCCCGGCCUUAGGUCCAAUCGUAGGCGGUGUCGUCAGUCAGAAAGUCAGUUGGCCAUGGCUCUUCUGGGUCCUGAGCAUCUUCGACGGAGCUGUGUUGCUCGUUGGAAUCCUGUUCAUCCGCGAGAGUUACAUGCCCGUCCUCUUGCGAAGACACCAACGCAAGGUCAACGGACUGAAAAGAGAGCCAUUCCUCAGCGCAUACCCCGAGCUACUACGCAAAGCGCGAACCGCCUUGGCCGUUCCAAUUCGACUCCUCUUCCGUCGACCCAUCAUCAUCAUCCUAUCCUUCCUCAUGGGUCUCGAAUUCGGCGUCUACGUCCUCUGGCUCUCGGUCUACGCCACGCUCUUCAUCGACGAGUACCACGAAACACCCACCAUCUCCUCGCUGCACUACAUCGCCAUCGCCAUGGGAGCUUGGCUCGCUGCCCAAGUCGGCGGCCAGACCCUAGACAUAAUCUUCAAGAAAAUGAAAGCCCGCCGUCCAAACGAAGAAGCACCACCAGAGUACCGCGUCCCUUUACUCGCGAUCGGAGUCCUCAUCUGCCCCGUCGGUCUCUUCUGGGCAGGUUGGUCCGCCCAAAGCGGCAUCCACUGGAUCAUGGUCGACAUCGGCUCCGUGAUCUUCACGAUCGGGGGCUUCGUCACCGCGCAAGCCGUGCUCGCCUACCUUCUCGACGAGUUCCAGAAAUCCGCUGCGUCGGCCAAUGCGGCGGCGAGGAUGCUCAGUAAUUUGUUUGGGUUUAGUUUUCCGUUGUUUGCGCCGCAGUUGUAUGCGACUUUGGGGUAUGGGUGGGGCACGACGCUGCUGGCGUUGGUUUGGACUGUUUUUGCGGUGCCGUUGACGGUUAUGCUUUGGUUUAGAGGGGCGGAGGUUAGGGCUGUUGGGAGGAGGGAGGAGAAUGACUUGUAG